UUCCAAAGUUUGGGUAGUAUUAUAUAUCAUAUUUUCACCACGGCGGAAAAGACGGGUGUAACCGAAGGUAUAUUAAUCGGAAAGCACAUAUAGACACUUACCUGAGAUGAGCGUAGAAAAGGCAAUUGCUCAAAUUUCCUAGAUACAGAACAUAACAAGAUGACCACGACGUUUCUCAUUACCGGUUGUAACGGUCUAGUCGGCUUCCCCAUUCUCACUACGGCUCUUGAAGCAGGGCACAAUGUACGGUACGCAGUACGGUCGGAAGACAAGGCUCGGGUGGUUUCUUCGAAUCCUGCCGUCCAGAAACUAGCGCCCGGAGACCGGCUCUCCGCCGUCGUCAUCCCGGACUUCACCGCCGAGGGAGCAUUCGACGACGCUUUUAAAGGGGUCACGCACAUCAUACACACCGGCUCCCCGGUGCUUAUGCCGUGGUAUGAACCUAUCAAGGACAUCUUCGAGCCCACGCGCAAGAUUAGCUCGAGCAUACUCUCCUCCACGCUAAAGACGUCUAGCAUCCAGAGCGUUGUCAUCACCUCGUCCAUUGUGGGAAACCUCGGCCUCGUGCCGCCAGCCCACGUCGUCUCCGCGGCGACCCGCGUACCGCUGCCCGACCCUUUCCCACAGGCCUUGGACACUGGGUACGAGGCAUAUGUACUAGGCAAGGUAGCGGAGCUACACGACACGGACAGGUUCAUCCGUGAGAAAAACCCGCCGUUUAGGGUGGCGCAUGUAAACCCCGGUUAUGUGUAUGGCCGUAACGAGCUCGCGCUUGACAUCAAAGCUAUGACCGAGCACAACAGUUCGAACAAUGCAUUGAUCAAGGGCUUUGUCGGCGGCGAAGUGGGAUGGCCAGUCCACAGGGGUUUCGUACAUGUGGACGACCUGGCAGAGGUGCACUUAAGAGUCGCGCUCCUGGACCCAAAACUCCACCCGGAAGCACCGAGGGAUUUCGGGGUGGCUAUAAGAGUUGAUCAUGCUGACAUAUUCGGUUAUGUCGAGAAAGCAUUUCCAAAGGCUGUACGGGAUGGGGUGUUCAAGAAAGGACAUGUGCCGAUGCUGGAAUUUCAAUGGGACUCAAGUGAUGUAGAGAAGCUGAUGGACGGAAAGUUGAAGAGUUUUGAGACUGCAGUUGUGGAUGUGGCAGCACAGUAUCUCGAGAUAUUGGGUAAGGAGAAGGCAUAAUUUGCUAUCGUUCAACCUAGUAUAUGAAAAUGAUAGGAAACAGGUCGUAAGCACUAGCUCAUCGAAUACUCAAUUUUGUCUAAACAGCGAUGCGUGCGUGUAGGAGCGUCCACUGCAAACAUUACAAGAGGUAGUUAAAGUCUUUUCUAAAAAGCUUACUCACGACUUCACGCCCUUAUAAAGCCAGAGUCAUAGUCGGGAAAUGAGUGACUAGUGGGUAUAUAUUCAGGAGCAAGGACGAAUAAUGAAGAAAGUAACUCUAGU
Messenger RNA from Annulohypoxylon truncatum, 1449 nucleotides. Its product is annotated as putative cinnamoyl-CoA reductase. The record is from RefSeq and is a predicted model, not a curated record. The transcript has a single exon. Bases 160 to 1185 code for a protein of 341 amino acids. NCBI's taxonomy places the organism in Eukaryota, Fungi, Ascomycota, Sordariomycetes, Xylariales, Hypoxylaceae.